Molecule: messenger RNA, 2974 nt
Organism: Papilio polytes (common Mormon)
Lineage: Eukaryota; Metazoa; Arthropoda; Insecta; Lepidoptera; Papilionidae
Gene: Hsepi
Product: D-glucuronyl C5-epimerase
Exons: 8
Coding region: 259-1956 (565 amino acids)
Biological process (GO): heparan sulfate proteoglycan biosynthetic process
Cellular component (GO): Golgi apparatus
Molecular function (GO): heparosan-N-sulfate-glucuronate 5-epimerase activity
Source: RefSeq, a predicted model, not a curated record
UCAAAACAUCAAAAAUAUUAAUAUGUACAGAAUUUCGGUUCGAUGACCGAGAGUUAUCUUUUAUUAAACAAAAAUAGUUUCAAUAAAGCAAAAAUCGUUAAAGUUACACUCAAAAAAGAUAUCCAAUGCAAAUACUUUAGUCACUAUGAAGGAUAUGACAGUGUUCAUAACUGACUUUUUAAGUGGAACCAUGGGUUGAAUUAUUAAAAACAAUAACGGGACGAAUGGACCACCGUUGUAUUGUAAAAAGACAGCACUAUGAUGCUGCUGCGCAUCAACAUGCGCACAGCGUUGGCCGCGCUGUGUAUAGCAGUCCUCCUUAUUAUAGUCUUCUGGACCCGCUGUGGAGAGCUCUCGCAUAGACCAAUAGGCUCGAUUUUGUCAAAUGGUUUGCCGGAGCGAGGAGCUGUUGCUGGCAGUGAUGGACAGGAGAUCGAGUGUGUUAUCAAUGGAGAGUACUCUGUGGCGUGUCGCCGUGACAGAGACCAGGUUUACCUGCCCUUCUCAUUCAUACACAAGUACUUUGAGGUUUAUGGCAAGAUAACAUCGACGGACGGCGUAGACAGGUUUGAAUGGUCUCACAGCUAUAGUAAAAUUUAUCACCCGAAAAAAAAAUAUGACCCACGAGGAACUUUUACCACAUUCGAGAACUACAAUGUAGAAGUGCGGGAGCGAGUUAAAUGUAUUAGUGGUAUUGAAGGUGUCCCGGUGUCGACCCAGUGGGAACCCCGGGGUUUUUAUUAUCCAACCCAAAUAGCACAGUUUGGUUUAGCACAUUACAGUAAAAACAUCACAGAACCUGAACCUAGAGUGAAGAUAUUAGAUGAUGGUGAGAAUGUCUUGGAGAACUGGAUCGUUAGUAAAGAUGCAACUAUUUCGAGAGAAUAUGAUCAGGAGAUGAAGACUAAAGUGCUAAAGUUCUCCACCUCGGAGCAUGUGUCUAGUCAGGUGUGGCUCAAAGUGAACAUUAGCCAAGAUUUUGUGCUGAGUUUGGAUGUACGGUUCAAACCUAACUCCUCGAUAACUGUGAUGCUGCAAAAUAAAGACAAGAAGGAGACUGUUUAUCUACAUUAUGUUACUAGUAAUCAAUUAAUAUACGCUCAGGAUGAUCAUAUCUACCACGGUAUUGGUACGGAAGUAAAGUGGAGACGAAUAACACGAGAUCUUAUAAUCGAUAUGCAGAAAGGCUGGGCCUUGCUUGAUCGACCCAAGAGGAAGUCGCCCAGAAAUAAGUUUAGGAUCUGCAGCGUGGGCGUGCGCGGCGGCGGCGCGCUGGGGGGGCUGCGCGUGUCGAGCAGCGAGCACAUGGCGCACUUCUUCGCGGCGGCGGAGUGGCUGGCGGGCGGGCAGCGCGCGCGCGGCGGCUGGCCCGUGCUCGCGCGCCGCCACGUCGCCCCCGGCGUGCCGGACCUCAAGCCGGGCUGGCUGUCUGCGAUGAGCCAGGGGCACGCGAUCUCCGUGCUGGCGCGCGCCUUCCACCGCAGCGGCCGCACGCGCUACCUGCGGGCGGCGCAGCGCGCGCUGCUGCCGCUGGCGGUCGACAGCCGCGACGGCGGCGUCAAGGCCAUGUGGAUGGACAAACACGUCUGGUACGAGGAGUACCCGACCACUCCGCCGCUGUUUGUACUCAACGGCUUCAUCUACACGCUGCUGGGCCUCUACGACCUGCAUAUCAUCGAGGGUGAGAAUUCCAUAUCCUUAGCAAAGAAGAUGUUCGACGACGGCAUGACCUCUCUCAAGACAUUGCUCCCCCUCUUCGACACCGGCAGCGGCAGCUUCUACGACCUGCGUCACUUCACCCUCGGGGUGAGUCCCAACCUCGCGCGUUGGGACUACCACGCCACGCACGUCAACCAGCUCUAUCUCCUCGCAGGACUGGACCCCGACCCCAUACUGAUAGACACGGCCAAAAGAUGGGAAGGAUAUAUGCAAGGUAAACGAGCAGCGCACAAUUGAGCGUAAAUAAAUAUGAAGUUGAGUAUUUAUAUGCCCGUCGCUCUGAGCGAUGAGAUUGACGAAAUAACGACUCGAUAUGUAAAUCUUGCCUAAAAAACACAGCAUUGGUACUGGUAUUUUUGUCAAAUGGACUGAGCGAUGAUAAGGCUUGCCUUACCUCAUGGUAUAAAUGUUAUCUUGUAAGGUAUAUGGCACUGAGUGUUUGUUUCGACGAAAUAGUGACUCGAGUGAUUAUUUUUCAUUAUGAAAAGAUUAGUUAUUUUAGAUCUGUAUGCUUUAUAACUGAGAGCAUUCCUUAAUGGUAUAAACUUUGUAAUUUUAUAUAAAGUGUUUUUUUAUGAGGACUCAUUGACUUGAAAUAAAUGCUCACCCGAAUUAAACUACUUAUUUAUAGAUUUUUAUCCUUGAAUGGAAAUGGAAUUGAUAAAAAUUGAUUUUUAAAACUAUAGCUUGAUUCUGUUUUUAGCGUUAAUUCUAUUUUGUAUUUAAAAUGAAUAGAAGAAUUUGGUAACACUGAUAUCCGAUAAUUGUUAAAAUAUUUAAACUUUUUUAAAUACGGCAAAAUAUAUUUAAUAUAACGCACUUUAAUUUAAUAAAAUAGUACUUAUGAGUGUAGAACACAUGCACAUUUUUAAUGUAAAAAAAAAACAAUAAUUAGCAUAGUUUUAAGAAAUAUCAUAUCACAAAAAUUUGUUAUUAUCUAUACAAAUAUUUUCGAGUUUUUUCUUAAUAACAAAGAUAACCAGUAUGUGAGAUAUCUCGAAUGUUAAAUUUUAAUAAGAAAAUAACUUACAAUGUACUUAACAGACUUUAAGUUACUAUAUACGUAUUGCUGCUGCACAUAGAACCGUCAGUGGGACUCUCCAAGUUGAAUAUUAGCAGAUUUUUGAAAACUUACUAAUAUGUCUUGUACAAUUAUUAAUAACCUCUAGGCUACGAUUUUCAAAACCCUUUAAGCUGUUGAAUUAAAUAAGUUGUUGUUGUUCGCGACUUUGCCCGCGUCAAAUUAAAAAAAAAA